Molecule: messenger RNA, 2250 nt
Organism: Acaromyces ingoldii
Lineage: Eukaryota; Fungi; Basidiomycota; Exobasidiomycetes; Exobasidiales; Cryptobasidiaceae
Exons: 2
Coding region: 1-2250 (749 amino acids)
Source: RefSeq, a predicted model, not a curated record
AUGUGCAUUGCCAUCCAGCUCGCAUGCAAGCACGACGAUGCCCUUUUUCGUCUCUCGCACUCCUAUCCGGUUCUCCAGCGGCUCAUUGGAUUCUUAUACGGCAGCCUGCUCACCGGCAAGGCAUGCCUAAUGCUCGUCUGUCUGAGCCUCGUCCUGCGCUACGACGGCGACAUUGUCACCGCCGCUGCUGCCGCCGACGUCCGUCCCGAGCGGGCCUCGCUGGGUCCAGACGGUGCCGCACGCUCGGCAUUCAACAAGCGCCAGGCCGUCGUCCGCUUUCUGACACGCGCGUGCGGCGCGUCGCCCGUCGUCGAGCUCGCCCUUGGCAUUGGCAUCAUCACCUUUUGGUUCAGCAGUGAUCAAUUUCCAAAAGUGGCGCUGCCCACGGCAAAGGAACGCGCGCACGCGCACCGUGGCGACCAGCUCUUUGCCGGCUUCAUCGUCUGCUGGAUCUGCUGCGUGCUCACUUCGCUGGCAUUCUUCUUUGUCGCCUCGUGGCACCACUCGCGCGUCGACUGGCAGAUCCAGAUGCUGCUGGCCGAGGAGCAGCUGGCGGCUGUCAAGCGCGCGCCCACGGUGCGCCUCGAGUCGCGCACGGGCUGUCCGACCGGCCGGUCCGGCGACAGACCGAAGCAGCAGCAGCAACAGCAGCAGCAGCGCCGUCGCGGCCGUCGCGAGCGAGGAGAAGAAGAACAAGAGCAACAUGAGCAGGGCAAUCCGACCGCUUUUCUCGCCCAUCGCGCGCACGGAUCGAGCUCGCCGUCGCUGUCGCCGCGCCUGACGAAUCGACUGAGCACGCUGGCCGAGCAGACGGAGCCGGCCUCGUCGCCCGUGCUGGCCGCCUGCGUGACAGUCGCGCCCGCUUCCGCGACGGAAUCGUCGCUCUCGCCGGCAUCGUCGACCAAGAGCCACUUUUCCAUGGGGCUCGGGCCUGGUGGCGUUCUUUUCGAGGCCUCGCUCCUGGCGCAGCGCGCCGCUUUUGAGGAGAUGAAGCGCCACCGUGGCGACGGUGCCGGAGGGGGAGGAGGAGACGGCGGCGACAAUGACGACAAUGACGGAGACGAGGUCUCGCGCGGACAAAAGGAGCUUCGACGGCUCACGUUUGCCGCCUUCUCGUGGGCGGGCAAGCAGCUCGGCGAGGGGAGCAGCAACCCACACAGCAGCGACCAUAUGGCCGCUCAUGUCGGUACCGGCGGCGGCGGCGGCACCAGCGAAGGCAAGAUGGAGGAAGGACGCAGUGACUUGAAACAACAGCAGCAGCAGCAGCAUCACGAAACGAUGAAAGAAAAGGUACGUAGGCACGUCAGCGUCUCACCUCACCUGCUCGUCCAUCGCAGUGCUCCACACAAGGGCCCAGAAGAGCGUGUCAAGUCACCAAAAGUUGAAGAAGAGCCCAAGCUCGAGGUGGAGAGGACGGAAAGGGAAAAGGACAAGCUCAGAGUCUCGCCAUCGUACGUCGAUCGCGACAAGCGCAAGGACUCGACGCCCAUCUCGUCGGCCGUCUCGUGGGACGGGAGCUUGUGCACCGACGAGGCCGGCUACGAACGCAUACAAUCAGCACUGGGUCGGGAAGGCGUCGAAGGAAAGGGAGGCGGCGGCGGAGGAGGCGAGGGAGAGAAGGUCGGAGAGCGCACAGACGAGGGCGACGACUUUGCCACGGUCCCCGAGACGUUUGACGUGCAGUUUGACGUGCGGACGGUGCAUGUUGGCGAGUCGCACGAUGCCGAGAUCUCGAUGGGCCAGCCGGGGACGGAGCUGUGCGACGUCGAUGGGUCGGACAUUGCCACGGUUGUUGUGCUUGACCAGGCGCGACGAGUGGCGAGCCACGUUGUCGAUGAUGAUGACGACGACGACGACGGCGACGGCAAUACCACCAACGGCCAGAGAGGCGACCGCGCCGUGCUCCAUUCUCGUGUACCCAAUAAUGACAGCCAAAAGGCCAUGACGAGCCCACUGCUGACGCCCCUGCGAGCCGGACCCGGACCGGUCGCAGAGAGGAGCGUGUCCAACUACCCCUUUCCCAGCACGCCGUCGCCAGGACCAUCGAUGGCGCCGCAGCUUCAGCAGCAGCAGCAGCAGCAGCGAGGCCAGCUGCUGGAGCUGCCAGUCCCCUCGACAGACAACUCCGUCGACUCUGACCAGCGGCAUCGGCAAGAAGCGCGCGAGCAUGCCGAAAACGUGCUCAUCAACGCCCAGGCGAGGGCGCCCGCUUCGCCGUGGACGUUCGGGCAGCCAAACACAAGCACGUAG